GUUCUAGCUGUGUUGCUACUAAACAUGGCUACCAACACAAGUUAAACCGUGUUGGAAUUGGUCGAUUUUUUUGUCUUUUUUUGGACCUGUUGACACAAAAAUGUCAGACUCUACGGAAAACAUAACCCUCCAGCAGCGAACGCAACUCCUAGUGGAGUUAAUAGAUUUUACCAAAAAAUGCAACGAGCAAAUACAAGGCAUGUACGACGCACUUGGAUGGACGCCGGACACAGACAGAGCGAAGGAGCCAAUGGAGGUGUGUCCCUACGACCCCGGCCAUCUCAUCCCCGUACGCAGCAUGGAGCGACACAAAGCAUCAUGUUGUCUCAGAAAGAUGGGCUACUCUUCAGAAGAGCAGGCCGCGAUGUGCGACUCUUCCGGGUGCUACGACAACACCAGCGUCCGAAGUUUUAUGAUGGACAAGAAUCUUCAAAACCAGGUGAUCAUACAGGCCAAAUCAGCUGCGCCGCUCAUGAAGAUGGAGGGUGUCUUCUGGAAAGGCCAGUAUUCCCAGCACCCGGUGGACGUGCCACAGAACCACAAGCGAGCCGUGUGCGACCUCACCGCGGCCGACCGGUUGGCGCUUUACGAUCACGUGAUCGGCGUCCUCAACCGAGAGAAGGCCGACGGCGCCUCUGGCAACGACGAGCUUUACGUCGAUUUGGUUUCAAAGCUGAAGAAAGCUGAGCAACAAAAUGAGCCGAAGACUCAUCUGGAGCUGAUGGCGGAAAUGCGGGAUUACAAGAGGAGGCGGCAGUCUUACCGCGCUAAGAAUGUUCACAUCACCAAGAAGUCCUACACGGAGAUUAUCCGAGAAGUCAUCCAGGUGCACUCAGAGGAGCUAAGCAGACAGUGGAAGGAGCAACACCAAGAGGAUGAGGACGAGAAAGAAAAGGAAGAGGCCAGAGAAGGAACAUCUCAAAGGCGUCAUCCGGACGAGCGUCGCUCCGCGUCUUCGGAGUCCCGUCGGUCGCGGCGCCGCCGCAGCCGUGAGAAGAGUCGCGACAGAGAACGCAAGAAGAAAAAACGCAAAAGGGAUUCCCGCUCUCCGGAGGACAAACACCGCAAUGGCAAAAAGAAAAAGAAAAAGAAAGAAGAGCGGGAGAGAAGUGACAGUUCCUGACUUGAUUCAUUGCGUCAAUAAAGUUUGAACACGCAACAUGUCGUGUUUUUGAAGUGGAAUUGUUUCCAACAUUUUGUUGUUGUUGAAUAUUUGAAUGUUAAUAAAAUUUCAAACAAAGCAGAAAUCCGUGUAUAAACAUUUAUUGAUGGUGAAUUGCUACCUCCUGCAGGUGAAAGCGGGAACUACGCACUCUUCUUGGUUGGCUACCAGUUUUUCCAGUAAAAGCCAGGGAAUGUUGGACAAGAGUGUCACACCAGUGGAGGUUCAAAGGUUCAACAAUGAGGAAGUACAAAAUCUCAGGAUUAAUUGAAAUGAGCUCCUAUUAAUUGCUCUGCCGAAGCCCAACUCUACCUCAGGUAUUUCUCACCCUGUUGAGAAGAAACCGAACCCGAGCGCUCCUGCAAAAAAGACAGAAUCUCCAGCGUCCAGUCCAGGAGGGCGACCGUCCCAGGGGAAUCAUGCAGUGAGGACCAGUGACUGCUUUU
Messenger RNA from Corythoichthys intestinalis (scribbled pipefish), 1608 nucleotides. RefSeq names its product U11/U12 small nuclear ribonucleoprotein 48 kDa protein-like. NCBI's taxonomy places the organism in Eukaryota, Metazoa, Chordata, Actinopteri, Syngnathiformes, Syngnathidae. The record is from RefSeq and is a predicted model, not a curated record. Bases 101 to 1123 code for a protein of 340 amino acids. The transcript is spliced from 11 exons.